AUGGCGGCGCCCGGGGGCUCGGCGGGCGCCGCGGCGCUGAGGGCGCUGGUCCAGCAGUUCACCGCCAUCACCGGUGCCAGUGAAAGCGUGGGGAAGCACAUGCUGGAAGCCUGCAACAACAACCUGGAGAUGGCUGUCACCAUGUUCCUGGAUGGAGGGGGCAUAGCAGAGGAGCCCAGCACCAGCUCUGCAGCCGUGUCUGCUGCCCGCCCGCACCCCGAGGAUGAAGUACGAGCUCCAAUUCCUCAAAAGCAGGAAAUCUUAGUAGAGCCUGAGCCCUUGUUUGGAGCUCCUAAAAGACGCAGACCUGCUCGCUCAAUAUUCGAUGGCUUUCGGGAUUUUCAGACAGAAACCAUCCGGCAGGAGCAGGAGCUCCGCAAUGGAGGAGCGGUGGACAAGAAGCUGACAACGCUGGCUGAUCUCUUCAGGCCUCCCAUUGACCUGAUGCACAAAGGCAGCUUUGAAACGGCCAAGGAGUGUGGUCAGAUGCAGAACAAGUGGCUCAUGAUAAACAUUCAGAACGUGCAAGAUUUUGCCUGCCAGUGCCUCAACCGUGAUGUGUGGAGCAACGAGGCUGUGAAGAACAUCAUCAGGGACCACUUCAUUUUUUGGCAGGUGUACCACGACAGUGAGGAAGGACAGCGGUACAUACAGUUUUAUAAAUUAGCAGACUUCCCUUAUGUCUCCAUCCUGGAUCCCAGGACAGGCCAGAAGCUCGUGGAGUGGCACCAGUUGGAUGUGACUUCUUUCCUGGACCAAGUGACCGGGUUCCUGAGCGAGCACGGCCAGCUGGACGGCCACUCCAGCAGCCCUCCCCAGAAAUGCUCCCGCUCUGAGAGUCUCAUCGAUGCCAGUGAGGACAGCCAGCUGGAAGCUGCCAUCAGAGCCUCCCUGCAGGAGACACAUUUUGAUUCCUCCCAGGCCAAGCAGGAGAGCAGGUCAGAUGAGGAGUCGGAGUCAGAGCUUUUUUCUGGAAGCGAAGAGUUUAUUUCUGUUUGUGGCUCUGAGGAGGAGGAGGAGACAGAGAUUCCAGCCAAGCUGAGGAAGUCUCCACACAAGGACUUGGGGUGUAAAAAAGAGGAGAGCCGGAGGCCUCAGCCUGAGCCCUCUGCAAGGACUGAGCCUGGGACAACAUCAAACCACAGAGUCCUGCCCUGCAUCGAUGCAGGGGCUCUGGAGGAGUCGCCUGACAAGCCUGAAAGCACCUUCCGGGGCCUGGACGUGAAUGGACCAAAGGCACAGCUGAUGCUGAGGUAUCCAGAUGGAAAGAGGGAACAAGUUUCACUGCCUGAACAAGCUAAACUACUGGCUCUUGUGAAGCACGUCCAGUCCAAAGGAUACCCCAACGAGCGCUUUGAACUGCUCACCAACUUCCCCAGGAGGAAACUCUCCCACCUGGACUAUGAGAUCACGUUACAGGAGGCAGGCCUGUGUCCUCAAGAGACUGUCUUUGUGCAGGAAAGGAAUUAGCACUGUGGCCUGAGUUCUCCCAGCCUUCCUCCCUCUCCUCUUUGCCUGGGAUAAGAGUGGUUAAAUAUGCAGUUAAGGGUCGUGGGAUUGCAGUGCUGGAAUCAGGCAGCUGACUGGCCCUUCCUUCUCCCUCCUCCUCUCUCUCCCUCCCUUCUCCCUCUCUAGUGACCAAAUGAGAGUGCUCAGAGUUUUAUUCCUCAGCUGCAGAGAGCAUUGGGAAGAACAUCUUUCCUCUGCUUUCCUGGAAUAAAGUAAAACAGUGAUCUGUGUAUCCAGCAUGCUGGAGCUUGGAGUGGCCAUAAUACACAAACCCUUCUCGCUGCUAUUCUUAAAUCUGUUUUGUUUAAUUUAUUUUUGAAAAGAGUGUGUGAUGAGGCAUGGAGGCAUCUCUCUGUAAGGAGAGGGCGUAACCUUCAGGGCAGUCUUUCCUUUGUUUGGAUUCCCUACACAAAAGGUCUCCCUUAACCUUCCAGCCUUCUCUGGUUUUCGAAAGGAGUUGGGUUGAGCCGUGCUAAAAUGCUCUGCUCCACCUAAUUCAAAGACUUCUAGAUUGCCUGCAUGUUUUCCUCCUGCUUUAAAUUACCAGGGGACAUAGUAAAAAAACAACCAAUCCCCCAGAAAUCCAACUGUGCUCCAUAUGGGAUUGCCUGCUUGGCCCAGAGGGAAAGCUGUGAGUCCAGUGCUGGAGCAGAACCAGCUCCUUUGUGGGGUGGGUGGGUUAUCCAUGUUCCCUUCCCUGCAUCCUCAAAGUGUCUCCUUACUUGCUCUCAGGAUUUUGCAAAUAACAAGGGUACUGUAAAGGUUUUGGAAUCCUGAAAACACCUGCCACAGAGACCUGACAGUCAGUUGGCUUUUCUCCUUUUUAUCUAGGAGUGAGUGGCUUUACAGGGGUUUUACAGUACUGACAGCACUGAGCAUCAAUUAAUGCUUCAUAAAACACUUCCCAGCAUGGUGGCUUGAAUUCCCUGGGAUGAUUUUUGUUCUAUUUCCGUGUUCAUCUACUGUCACUUACCUCUAAAUUUGGAGGGCUGCAUGGAAAGCUGCUCCUUGGUGCAGGCUUUCCUUUCAGCUCUGGAGGCUGGCACACAAGUCAGUGCCCUGGUUCUCCUCCAGUGUCUCCACCAGAAUGUCAUCCUGCAGAAUUUGGAUUUUUCUGAUGGAGAUUUUGGCCAGUUGGUGUUUCAGCAGAUGGGACAGGAGUUAAGUGGCACAGCCCUCAGCACAGUGUGGUGGAUUUGUGUAUUUACAGCUAAAAACUCAGUUUAACUUGGUCUUCAGUCACUGAGGAGAAGGCACAUGGGACCUGGCAUUACUGCUGCCUUUUUCUGCCUCUCUCAGAUGAUUGUCUUUGUUAAAGACUUUAGUAGUCAGAAAUUUACAUUUUCCAGUUUUUCAAGAUAUUUUGCCUUUGAUUUCAUACUAGCAUCUGUACUUUGGAACCUUUAAAUGCAAGAAAUCACAGAAAAUGUCUGGCAUUUCCCAUGAAAACUUCAACUCACAGCUGUCUCCUGCUCCUAAUUGAGCUUUGACAUGUAAUCAUGCAAUUGUAGAAGUUGAUUUCCCUUUCUGCUGCAGGAUGUAGUGUCAGGAAAGCCGAUUUUCAUCUCAGUUUCCUGAUCAGUGUUUGGUGUGACACCAGAUGUCAUCUUUGGUUUGUAAAGACCCCCGGGUGUGGAGGCUGCUCCCAGCAUGGGGAAGUGAGGAGGAGUUUUGUGUUUGGCCUGUGAAGCAGCAGUGGCACCUCUGGACUGAAGGAUCCUUUAGUUCCUGCAUAUCCAGCCCCAAACUCACAUUUCCAUGUAAUCCUAAAGCUUCCAAAGCAGCUCCAGCUGUCUGGUUAGAAUAACAAGAACUAGGUGUGAUUUAUUGGCACCUUCCCUCCCCUGCCCCUCCUGUGCCUGCUCCUGUGUGUGGGGCUGGGCUGAACUCUGUGAUGAGACCAGGAGUUGCUCAAACAGGGAAAAGAAGAUUGGGAAGUUGAACAUUUACACUGAAAAUGGCAUUUUCUCGUGGUUUCUAGGAGUUUGUUCUGUUCCAGGAAACUGGGUUGGAGUUUUUCUGUCUGUUUCACAGUGUGGUUUUUUCCUAUCACCUUUCUUUUGCUUUGCUUUGAGAGCAAGAAACAGAGAAAAAAAUUUUUAAGGAAUACAUAUCCCUGCAUGUGGCUCUUCUCUUUGUUCAUUCCUCUCUCUCUCUCCUUCCCAACCCAAACAAACCCAGUGCCACACAUCAGCUGUGCUGUGGGGGCUGAAAGCUGAUGAGAAACUGCCCCAACCAGGACACAACUUCUUCAUCUCUUCAUCCCUUGGGAGGAAUGUGGUUGAAAACACGAAUCAAGUCCUGCCUGGGACAGGACAGCUCAUGGCAGUGAAGGUGAUGGGUUGGGCAAUGUUUAAAGAGUCAUUUCUAGAUGUGAAAUCUGAAGCUCAGAUUGCCUUUGCUGGAAAAAAUGUGUUAAAAUUGGUUGGGAAAUACAAUGUUGAGCUGUGAAGGACAGAGGAAGCCAAUCCUUCAAAAGCUGUGGUUUGUGGGUGUCACUGGGUCAGGAUUUGCUGCAAGAGCAGCAGCAGUGCAUGUGGGCAGUGCAGGUUUUCCUGAGUGGAGGGAGAGCUGUCAGGGCUGUUUUGUUUGAAGCUGGAGCUCCUUGCUGCUGGUGAUGUUCCUUUGCCUGUGCUCUUCAUCUAACACAGCUUUCUUUUGUGAUGUAAAACAAAUCCCAUUUGGUGACAACCAGGAUCCUGGAACAGAAGGGGGAACAAGCUCUGGCUUUCCCUGCCAGGUGCAGCUUACACAUUUACUUCCCAUUUCAGAGGCCCACAGAAAGAUUUUGGAUUUUUCUGAUGCUAUGUGCUCUUAAGUCAAGCUGAUUGACCAGCCUCAACAUCACAGCAUUCUCCACUGACCUGAAAAGGGCAGGUAGAGGCUGGGCCAAACACUUCUGGCCAUGCUUUUGUAAUUUUCUUUAGGAUUUGAACAAAAGUCUGUGACUUUUAUGAUUUCUGACAUUGAUGGACUGCAGUGCAUUGCUUUUCCUGGUAAACC
Messenger RNA from Melozone crissalis (California towhee), 4512 nucleotides. It is a transcript of the gene UBXN7, whose product is annotated as UBX domain protein 7. Gene Ontology annotation, molecular function: ubiquitin binding. The record is from RefSeq and is a predicted model, not a curated record. Gene Ontology annotation, biological process: proteasome-mediated ubiquitin-dependent protein catabolic process. The coding region runs from base 1 to 1470 and encodes 489 amino acids. NCBI's taxonomy places the organism in Eukaryota, Metazoa, Chordata, Aves, Passeriformes, Passerellidae. The transcript has 11 exons. Gene Ontology annotation, cellular component: nucleus.